Messenger RNA from Saccharomyces paradoxus, 4986 nucleotides. It is a transcript of the gene YBT1, whose product is annotated as bile acid-transporting ATPase YBT1. Gene Ontology annotation, molecular function: ATP hydrolysis activity; ABC-type peptide transporter activity; ATP binding. The record is from RefSeq and is a predicted model, not a curated record. Lineage: Eukaryota; Fungi; Ascomycota; Saccharomycetes; Saccharomycetales; Saccharomycetaceae. Gene Ontology annotation, cellular component: fungal-type vacuole; fungal-type vacuole membrane. The coding region runs from base 1 to 4986 and encodes 1661 amino acids. Gene Ontology annotation, biological process: transmembrane transport. The transcript has a single exon.
AUGCAACAAGUACUUAAUUCAACAAGACCUGACCAUCAGUUUUGGUUUUACGAUGACGUAACUUGGUACGGCAGAACAAAGUACCUUAAUUAUUAUACUCCCUUGGUGCUUUCAAUGUUCACGGCGUUGUUCGUAACUUAUAACAUAUGGAAACAUUAUUACUAUUAUAACGUCCUACACUUGAAAGAAAGAAACCCAAUUGAUGAACUCUUGUACUCAUCUACCGACGAAGACGAACAGAGUCCUUUGAUAAACAAUAAUACCACUACGACCAAUUAUGUGGACAUUAAUUGUAAAAAAGACGCAUUAAAAAAUAGACAUUUUUCUCUGGAAAAGCUAAAAUCAGUUAAGCUAAAUGGAGAACCUCAUGGAGAACCUGAAAUAAUAAGAAGAGGCUUCAUUGAAAAAUCAAAAAUUAUCCUGGAGUUUUUUUUGGUACUUUCUCAAGUUAUAAUACAUUCUUUUAUACUGUUACACUAUGUUAAUAAAAACCCAGAGUUCACUCAACGAGGUACGAUUACUGGUUUAGUAGAAUGGUGCUUAUUGUUUGUAAUUGUCUCUUUACGUCUAGCAAACGUCAAUCAAAAUUUCAAAUUGAUAAACAAAUAUCCCGGAAAUCUAUGGUCGGUGUCGUUCAUAAAUUAUUUGAUUUUGUUUAUUUCUAUGGUUUUACCCUUCCGUUCCAUUUUCAUUCACCAUAUAAACACUCCUAUUCUAAGAAAGUAUUACAUUUCACAAAUAUCAAUCAACCUUGCCCUUUUCUUAUUGCUCUUUUUUGCGAGGAUAAGAAAUAAUUUUGCUAUCAUCUAUAAAACAGAUAGCUGGAUUACUCCAUCUCCAGAACCGGUAACUUCUAUUGCUGGAUUCAUAUGCUGGGCUUGGUUGGACAGUUUUGUUUGGAAAGCACACAAGGUGAGUAUCAAAGUUAAGGAUAUUUGGGGAUUGAUGAUGCAAGAUUAUUCUUUCUUUGUGGUGAAAAAAUUCAGGUACUUUGUUGACCAUAAGGUUAAGAAGAAACGUAUUUUUUCGCUAAACCUUUUCUUUUUCUUUUCCAAUUAUUUGGUACUACAAUGCUUUUGGGCAUUUUUGGGCAGUGUACUCUCCUUUAUUCCAACAGUUUUACUGAAAAGAAUCCUGGAGUAUGUUGAAGAUCAGUCAUCUGCUCCCUCAAACCUAGCCUGGUUUUAUGUAACUACCAUGUUUGUGGGUAGGAUAUUAGUGGCUAUUUGCCAAGCACAAGCACUAUUCUUUGGAAGGAGAGUUUGUAUCAGAAUGAAAAGUAUUAUAAUCUCCGAAAUUUACACUAAAGCUUUGAGAAGAAAAAUCUCCACUAACAAGACUAAACCUACUAAUGAGGAUCCACAAGAAAUCAAUGAUCAAAAGAGCAUCAACGGCGAUGAGGAGUCCACUUCUUCCGCCAACCUCGGAGCGAUUAUCAAUCUGAUGGCCAUUGACGCCUUCAAGGUCUCUGAAAUUUGUGGUUAUCUACAUUCAUUUUUAGAGGCCUUUGUCAUGACUGUUGUUGCUCUUGCGCUGUUAUACCAUCUGUUAGGUUUUGCUGCAAUUGUAGGUGUCUUAAUCAUUGUUGCUAUGCUCCCACUGAAUUACAAACUUGCCAAAUACAUUGGCGAUUUGCAGAAGAAGAACUUGGCCGUCACAGAUAAUCGUAUUCAAAAGCUGAAUGAAGCUUUCCAAGCUAUCAGAAUCAUCAAAUACUUUUCAUGGGAGGAGAAUUUUGAAAAAGAUAUUAAUACUAUUAGAGAAAACGAAUUGUCUCUGUUGCUAAUGAGAUCUAUUGUUUGGUCUAUCAGUUCUUUUCUUUGGUUCGUUACUCCAACUAUUGUAACAGCCUCUUCAUUUGCUUACUACAUUUACGUUCAAGGUGAGGUAUUAACCACUCCAGUUGCCUUCACUGCGCUUUCUUUAUUCACGUUAUUAAGAGAUCCGUUGGAUCGUUUGUCUGAUAUGUUAAGUUUUGUCGUUCAAUCAAAGGUCUCAUUAGAUAGAGUCCAGGAUUUCUUAAAUGAAAAUGAUACAAAGAAAUACGAUCAAUUGACCGUGGAUCCAAAUGGGAAAAGAUUUGCCUUUGAGAAUUCCACCAUCUCCUGGGAUAAGGACAAUCAAGACUUCAAAUUGAAGGAUUUGAACAUUGAAUUCAAAACUGGUAAACUAAAUGUCGUUAUUGGCCCAACUGGUUCCGGUAAGACAUCUCUACUGAUGGCAUUAUUAGGCGAAAUGUAUCUACUCAGUGGUAAGGUUGUCGUUCCAGCUCUGGAGCCAAGGCAGGAAGUAGUGGUAGAUGCGAAUGGAACAACUAAUUCCAUUGCUUAUUGUUCUCAGGCCGCCUGGCUUCUAAAUGAUACUGUAAAAAACAACAUUUUAUUCAAUAGUCCAUUUAAUGAGGCAAGGUAUAAAGCUGUUGUUGAAGCAUGUGGAUUGAAGCGUGAUUUCGAGAUCUUGAAAGCCGGUGACUUGACGGAAAUCGGCGAGAAGGGGAUUACUUUAUCUGGUGGUCAAAAGCAAAGAGUUUCUCUUGCUAGGGCUCUGUACUCCAACGCAAGACAUGUUCUUUUGGAUGAUUGUUUAAGCGCAGUUGAUUCUCACACAGCAUCCUGGAUUUACGAUAAUUGUAUUACUGGACCAUUAAUGGAAGAUAGAACAUGUAUUUUGGUUUCCCACAACAUCGCCUUAACCUUGAGAAAUGCUGAAUUGGUGGUAUUGUUAGAAGAUGGUAGGGUUAAAGACCAAGGAGACCCAAUAGAUAUGCUACAAAAGGGUUUGUUUGGUGAAGAUGAGUUAGUAAAAAGUAGUAUCUUAUCACGGGCAAACUCUUCUGCUAACUUAGCUGCAAAAAGUAGCACAAGCCUAAGUAACCUACCCGCUGUCAAAGAACAACAAAUUAGCAUGAACAACAACUCCUCCCAAUUUGAAGCAAAGAAACUUCAAAAACCAUUGAGAACAGAAGCUGAACGUGCUGAAGAUGGUAAAUUAAUAGAAGAAGAAACCAAGGAAGAGGGUGUAGUUGGCAUGGAUGUCUAUAAAUGGUACUUGAAAAUUUUUGGUGGUUGGAAAAUUGUUUCAUUUUUAGCUUCCUUGUUCUUAAUAGCCCAACUUUUGUAUAUCGGACAAUCAUGGUGGGUUCGCGCCUGGGCAUCACACAAUAUUAUUGCUAAAAUUGUUCCCAGAGCGCAACGCGCUAUUGCCUUUGUCUCUAAGGAGGCUAGUCAUCUAAUUGAUUGGAGAGGUUCGUUCCAAAUUAGUAUGGCGUCAACUGAGAACCAACCCACCAGUGAACAUUCCACAAUGUAUUAUCUGAUUCUGUACUUAAUCAUUGGUUUGGCUCAAUCCUUAUUGGGGGCAGGUAAGACUAUUUUAAAUUUCGUUGCUGGUAUCAACGCGUCAAGAAAGAUAUUCAACAUGAUUCUAAACAAGGUUCUACACUCCAAGAUAAGAUUUUUUGAUGCUACUCCAACAGGUAGAAUUAUGAACAGAUUUUCCAAGGAUAUCGAGGCUAUUGAUCAGGAAUUGACACCUUAUAUACAAGGGGCCUUCUAUUCGCUUAUUGAAUGUUUAUCCACCGUCAUAUUGAUCACAUUUAUCACUCCACAAUUUUUAUCUGUUGCUAUAGUUGUUUCAAUAUUGUAUUAUUUUGUUGGGUACUUCUACAUGGCGGGUUCUCGUGAACUGAAAAGAUUUGAAUCUAUCUCCAGAUCGCCAAUCUAUCAACACUUUUCCGAGACUCUUGUCGGUGUUACAACUAUUCGUGCGUUUGGUGAUGAAGGAAGGUUUAUGCAAGAGAACUUACACAAAAUUGAUGAAAAUAAUAAACCGUUCUUCUACUUAUGGGUUGCUAAUCGUUGGUUAGCCUUCAGAAUAGACAUGAUUGGAUCCUUGGUCAUCUUUGGAGCUGGUCUGUUCAUACUAUUCAAUAUCAAUCAUCUAGAUUCGGGUAUGGCCGGUAUAUCUUUAACAUAUGCGAUUUCCUUCACUGAAGGUGCAUUGUGGUUGGUUAGAUUGUACUCUGAAGUGGAGAUGAAUAUGAAUUCUGUUGAAAGAGUCAAAGAAUAUAUGGAAAUUGAGCAAGAGCCAUACAACCAACAUAAAGAAGUGCCGCCACCACAAUGGCCGCAAGAUGGUAAAAUCGAGGUUAAUGAUUUAUCAUUACGUUACGCUCCAAACCUACCUAGAGUAAUUAAAAACGUUUCAUUUUCUGUCGACGCACAAUCUAAGAUCGGUAUUGUUGGUAGAACCGGUGCCGGUAAAUCAACUAUUAUUACUGCCUUAUUUAGAUUUUUGGAACCUGAGACAGGCCAUAUCAAGAUUGAUAAUAUCGAUAUCUCUGGCGUUGAUUUACAAAGAUUGCGUCGUUCUAUAACUAUUAUUCCACAAGAUCCAACACUAUUUUCAGGCACGAUCAAGACCAACCUAGAUCCAUAUGAUGAAUUUAGUGACAAAAAGAUCUUUGAAGCUUUGAAACGUGUAAAUCUAAUCAGUGAAGAGCAAUUACAACAUGGGGUCACAAGAGAGGCGGGCAAUGACACUUCGUCGACUAAUUCAGAGAACGUUAAUAAAUUCUUGGAUUUGAGCAGUGAAAUCAGUGAAGGUGGAUCCAAUUUGUCCCAAGGACAGCGUCAAUUGAUGUGUCUCGCCAGAUCGUUACUGAGGAGUCCAAAGAUAAUUUUGCUAGACGAAGCUACAGCGUCCAUCGACUAUGGUUCCGAUGCAAAAAUUCAAGAAACUAUCAGAAAAGAGUUCCAGGGAAGUACAAUUUUGACAAUUGCACAUAGAUUAAGAUCUGUUAUCGAUUAUGACAAAAUUUUAGUGAUGGAUGCAGGUGAAGUUAAAGAAUAUGAUCAUCCAUAUUCCUUGCUACUCAACAAACAAAGUGCCUUUUACAGCAUGUGUGAACAUAGCGGAGAAUUGGAAAUCCUAAUUGAAAUGGCUAAAAAGGCGUUUGUAGAAAAAUUGAACUCUAAAAAGGACUAA